UGCAAGCGGGUGUAGUCUUUGUUUACUUAUUUGAAGUUGCAAAUUUUUUCAUGAAUUUGCAAUUUUUUAGAAUAUAAUGACUUCAUUGUCUCUUCCUCGAGUUUUACAUCCUAGAAAAACUAGUUUGGAAAUAGAACGAGAACUAUUUGAAAAAUCGCAGAUUUGCAUGGUAGCAUAGUUUGAAAAUUGCAUGUUUUGAUUGGAUAACUAUAUUAAUGGCUAAAGAAUAUACUUACCGAGAUAAAGAAAAAUAUCACCAAGCACUUCAGAAGGCAAUAAAUAAUAAUGAAGUACCAGUUAAACAGAAACAUGUUCGUUCUGCAAUUAUUGGCACCUUUCACACUCAAGGAGCAAGAACCUUCUGGGCAAUUGCUUCUAAAUUGCCAGCAAUGGAAGAUCAGAUAGUCGCCUGGAAGUUAUGCCACGUUGUUCAUAAAAUUCUGAGGGAAGGCCAUCCUUUAUGCCUUGUGGAUAGUCAAAGACACGUAAAAGAUCUUAACGAAAUUGGAAAAUUAUGGAGUCACUUAAACGAUGGUUAUGGAAAAAUGAUAAGGUUGUAUACGAAUCUUUUAAUGACAAAAUUGGAAUUUCACAAAAGAAAUCCUCGAUUUCCUGGUCACUUGGGUGUAACUCCUGAAGAACUGGAAUCGAUUGCAGGAAAUGAUGUCAACAAAUAUUUCGAGAUGUCUGUAGAAAUGUUUGAUUACCUUGACAAUAUACUAGAUUUACAAGGAGCAGUUUUUGGUUCAUUGAAUAUGGCUCGUUCAAAUUCGAUGACGAACACUGGGCAGUGUCGCUUGGCCCCUCUGGUUCCUUGCAUCCAGGAUGCCUCUAAAUUGUACGAUUAUUGCGUGAAAAUCCUAUUUCGUUUACAUUAUGCUUUACCUCCUGAUACUUUGACAGGUCAUAGAGAUAGAUUCAUGAAGAUUUUCAGAACAUUGAAGGAAUUCUACAAUAGCACUACUAAUUUGCAAUAUUUCAAGGACCUCAUUUCUAUACCCACUCUUCCAAAUGCACCACCAAAUUUCCUUAUACAAUCAGAAUUUCGAACAUACGUUACCCUGGAAGUCGUAGUUCCUCAAGAACCUGAAGAAGAACCACCAGCAGAAGGAAAUCUCAUUGACACUACAGAAAGUGAUAAUGCCGAAUCAUCUAGCACAAUAAGUCAAACAGUUUAUGAACAAAUUUUAGCAGAGAAAGAAUUUUUGAAAAAUCAGUGCGAAAAAUUAAGUUUAGAAAUUAAUGGUCUGGUUAAUAAACAUCGACAAGAUUUACAAGUAUUAGACAAUAAGAUUAAGACGUUAGAAACUGAUUUGGUAACAAAGGAUCAUGAGCUUAUUCAAGAGAAAAAAGACAAAGAGGAUCUUGUGACUCAAGCGUUUGCAGCUGUUCAGUCUAAGGGUACUGAACAGAAAGUAAAAGAUGAGAAGUUCCAAAAACUGAGGGAUUUCUAUUACCAACUUAGAGAUGAGCAUAUUCAAAAACUUAGAGAAAAAGCUGAUCUUGAGAAACGACUUAAAGCUUCAGAGACCAAGUUAGAAAACCUUGAAGUAGAAAAAAAUUCUUAUUUGCUUGAAAUCAAAGAAUUGUCAGAAAUGGUGAAAAAGUCAGAAGAUCAAAUGCAAAAAACUUCUAACGCCCAAAUUGAAGAGUUAGAGGAACUUAGAAAAGACAAAGAAUUGUUUAAUAUGGAAACGGAGAUCCUAAAAAAGAGUAUAAAUGAUCAUUGUAGAGAAAGAGAUGAAUACAAAUCUGAAUUGACCCAGACCAUAAAAGAUAAAAACAAUAGCGAAUCAAAGACUGAGGAACUAACGAAUAAGUUAUUGGAUGCCGAGGAACAACUUGCCAAAUUGAAAAGGGAAAAUCUUGCUCUUCUGGAAGAUUUACUAUGCAAGUCUGUGAAUGGUAGCAAGGAAGUGAUAAAACAUGCUGUUACUGAAAUAGAUAAUCCUGCGUUUUCCGCAUUGACUUGCUCUCCGGAUUAUUUGAUGGGCUUGAAAAAAGAAUGUGUUGCAUGUUUGGAGAAAUCUAAAUCUGUACCUACAGACGAUUUUGCAGAGAUCAUUGUUAUAUCGAAUGAGAUUUCUAAUAAAUUUUCUGCAUUCAUAUUGCAUGGUGGAGCCACUUGCAAUACUAGUCAUGAUAUAAAUUUUUCUGACAAAAUGUCAGAAAAUUGUAAAACUCUUGGGGAAACGACUAUUAAUCUUCUGGAAUGCUUGAAAUUGCAUCAGAAUACGAGUGAAAUGGUAACUGAAGCGUUGUCGAAAUUGGAAGAAAUAGGUGCAUGUGCUGAUAGCAUAAGCAGUUCUUUAACUGAAGAAAACAAAGAAAGCUUAGCGGAUAUGUUAGAAAAUGAAUUGGUUCAAAUGGAUAAAACUAUAGAAGAAGCAGCUAAAAGAAUACAAGAAAUGUUGGAUAAAUCUAAAGCUGCUGAUUCAGGGGUGAAAUUGGAAGUAAAUAGUAGAAUACUAGAUUCUUGCACAACUCUGAUGCAGGCAGUUAGAAUUCUUGUACAAAAAUCUAGAUCUCUUCAGGCAGAAAUAGUUCUACAAGGAAAGGGGACAGCCAAAGCUAAAGAAUUUUAUAAAAGGAAUCACCAGUGGACAGAUGGUUUCAUUUCGGCAGCUAAAGCUGUAGCCACAGCUGCCAAAUUUUUAUUAACUGCUGCUGAUAAAGUGGUUACAAUGAAUGGCAAAUUUGAACUCCUAAUGGUAGCUGCACAAGAAACAGCAGCAUCGACAGCUCAGCUGGUUGUGGCAAGUAGAGUUAAAGCAGAUAAAAAAAGUAACAAUCUCCUACAACUUACUACAGCUUCUAAGCAGGUUUCAACAGCUGUAGGCACAGUUGUAGCGAUAGCUGAAAGUUGUCGACAACUUGUAGAGGAAGUAGAAGAACUGGAUACCUCUAAUUUAACUUUACAUCAAGCGAAAAAAUUGGAAAUGGAAGCACAAGUUAAAGUUCUUGAAUUAGAGAAGGAAUUGGAGGAAGAAAGACUACAUUUAGCUUCAUUGAGAAGACGCCAUUAUCAACUGGCUGGAGAAGGAUGAAAUCGUUGAAUUGAACAGUACAAAUGACUGGGAAAAUGGUACUCCAACUGUUUACAUUUUGUUAGAUCCGAUAGUUCUCAGAUGGUAAUUCAGGUCUCCCAAAGAUAAUUGUUGAAAAUAUUCACAUCUUUUUAAACAAUUUGUUAGUGUUAUAGCUUACCAAAAGUGUAGUUUAUUAUAUACAAGCUUUUUACCAUAUAUUUUAUGUUCUAUUUGUAUUGUAUCACUUAACUCCAUUAAUUUAAUUAUUUAAAAAUAAAAUUUUUUGUUCUAUCAAAUAAAACAUACACUAAUUUCCUAAUUUUCUGGUGAAUUAGAAACUGAAAUUUUAAUAAAUAUGUAAUGAAAUAAUUUUGUAUUAAAACUUAAUGAAAGAUA
Messenger RNA from Harmonia axyridis, 3425 nucleotides. RefSeq names its product huntingtin-interacting protein 1 (gene Hip1). NCBI's taxonomy places the organism in Eukaryota, Metazoa, Arthropoda, Insecta, Coleoptera, Coccinellidae. Gene Ontology annotation, molecular function: clathrin-cargo adaptor activity; phosphatidylinositol-3,5-bisphosphate binding; clathrin light chain binding. Gene Ontology annotation, cellular component: actin cortical patch; clathrin-coated vesicle. The transcript has 18 exons. Gene Ontology annotation, biological process: clathrin coat assembly; endocytosis; actin filament organization. Bases 216 to 3047 code for a protein of 943 amino acids. The record is from RefSeq and is a predicted model, not a curated record.